This is a messenger RNA of Misgurnus anguillicaudatus (oriental weatherfish), 2100 nucleotides long. RefSeq names its product IQ calmodulin-binding motif-containing protein 1. Gene Ontology annotation, molecular function: calmodulin binding. Gene Ontology annotation, biological process: cilium assembly. NCBI's taxonomy places the organism in Eukaryota, Metazoa, Chordata, Actinopteri, Cypriniformes, Cobitidae. The record is from RefSeq and is a predicted model, not a curated record. Gene Ontology annotation, cellular component: cilium.
UCGCUGGUUGAUGACGUAACGGUUGCCGUAGAAACCAAAGAGGCUCUUGUCGCGUGCUGUGUUUUUCUUUUUUUAGAAACAUGCACAUUCAAGAUAAGUUUAAGAUAGCGGUCAAGACAGCAGAAUAAAGCGUUUUUCUUCGAGUUAAAACGACUUUAAUCGCCAUUUUCUGGCUAAUUCAACCAUUUAUCCGAGGCCAAAAGCGCGAUGGGAGACGAAAUAAACCCAGAAUACAGAGAUUUAGUGGAAGAUACGCGAGAACAAUCUGACAAGAAGAUCCUCGGCGUGCUCUUAAAAUUAAAAGAUCUUCUAAACAGGACGUCUUUAGGCGAUCAGAGGGAUCUGGAGGAAUGUAAACGGAGUCUGUACUCUUAUGGUGUGUUGCAUUAUUGCUCAUCUUCUUUAAGAUUCAGUCCAGCCAAGAUUCAAGGGGGAUACGCGGUUCUGACGCAAAUGGCCGACCUCCUCAGCUCGUGUUGUGUUGGUCUGGGAUCUUUCAGAGGCAUGGAGAUGUUCAGUCAUGAAUUUCUGCCCUCAGUGGUUGAAAAUCUUUUAUUUCUUGCAGACCGUGUAAUGAAUAGAGCACUGCAGGACAAGGCACAAAAUGAGAUGAUUCGUUUGUUUAGAAAAGUCUUUGAUUCCAUUGGCUGGCUGCUCAGGGGUCAUAGACAUCUCAGUCAUCAUGUAUUGCGGUCUAAACAUUAUGAGAGAGUUCAGAUGUGUGAAGACGAUGACAUCUCAGUUGUUACUGUUACGAUGUGGAACGAAAUCUUCAGGGCAGACAGGGCUGUUAUAGAUGAGAUGGGAAUCAGGGCUCUGACUGGCAUCUUGGAUGAUAUUGUGUAUAAAAUGUCCAGUAGCUCAAAUCCUGUAAUUGGCCGGGCUGCUGUAAAGACUCUCGUUCAAAUUAUGGACCACAGCAUGGCGACCCGUCAGCUCGUUCACAGACGAUACAGAGGCUUGGGUGAUUUGGCUGUGAAAGACUGGCGGGGGAAAGGCUUUGACGCAGCACUGGAUCAACUGAUCGACCGACUGCAGUCAGGUGCUUCGUGGAGAGACACUGAGGAGUCAUCUGAGGAGAUGGUGGGAGCUGCAUGUGUAAUUCAGGCGGCUUGGAGAGCUCAUCAGACCAGAAAGAGACUGAAAAAACUUCCUCGAGCUGUCAGCACAAUACAGCGCAGCUUCAGGGAAAAGCGCAAACGAAAACAGGAAGAUGUUGAGAGACAGCGUGCACAGGAGGAAUUACGUCAUGAAGUGUGUCUGAGAAGACAGAGAGCCAUGAGACAGUUCCGCCAACGGCAGCUUCAUCUCAUGGAGAUAUUACCAGCCGCCCAAGUGGAAAGAUACCUGGGGGAGCUGGAGAACCAGGCGGCUGUGCUGAUUCAGAGAGUUUGGAGAGGACACAGAGAAAGAAGACAUUUCCAACAAUACAAAUUCAGUCUCGUACAGCACAAAGCUGCUGUCACUCUUCAGAGAGCUAUUCUGUGCUUUCUGAAACGUCGUAAAGCACAAAGAAACGCUCUCUCGCCGAUUAAAGGACCCAAAGGCCUGACGGACAGCAGAAGGGCAGAGCUUAGGCGACAGAUAGAGGAGCACAUCUCUCUACAUCCUUCAUCUGUGAUGUCAGCAGAGGGCAGCAUGGAGCUUAAUCACAGAGCUCAGUCUCUUCUUCAUCAGCACCUGCUCAACAGAGCCUCUGAUCGGGCACAGGAACAGCACAGACAAGCUCUGCUCGCACAGAUCAACACAGACAUGGAGCUCUUACUGAGUGCUCCGUCCCUGAAGGAUGCCGGAGAAGAGGAUGCAAGCCUGUUCCUAAGCCGUUCCCGCCCUGUGGCCACACGCGCCCGCCAAUCCCAUAACGCAUUGAUCCAGAGUAUGCGUCUCCCCUGGUGGAAGAUACUGGGAAGUGAGCUCUCCAGCACAGAGGAGCCUCUUGGGAAAGACUAUGAUAUAAACAUCGAGUCACUGUACUUGGGUGGCAUUUAAAGGACGGUAAAUAGUCAAAAAAUGUUUAAAGCAAUUUAUUUGAAAUAUAUCCCUCAUGUUUGUACAUUUGAAUUGCAAAGUAAACACUUACUCCAAGCAUGGAGCUUACAA